AAGCGCAGCGUGCAAAAUAAAAAAAAUAAAAAAAUAAAAAUAAAAAUUGCAGCGUCGCCGACGCUACCUUUGCACAUACAUGUGUGCGUGCAUGUGUCAUGUAAAUACGUGUGUAUUGGUGUAGGAGUGAGCGGAAGAACAGUAAAAGUGGAUUAGCAGCAGCAACAGCAGCCGCCAUUGCCGCCGGCAGCGCAGUUAGUGUUAAAUUUUGUGCGGCGACUGCGAACUGCGACUGCGACUGCGACAGCGACUGAGACGCUCUUUUGGAUUUAAUGCGAAGCGCUUAGCGUGUUAGUCUUUCAACUCGUGACUGUUCAUGGAAACCAUGAUUACCAGAAAAUACAGAUAAAAAUGCCAGCGCAAAUUUAUUGGAAGACUAAACAAAUUCGGGCAGUUUUGCUCGUGACGAGCUUCUGCCUGCUAAUUUCACACGCCGCUUGGGCAAAGAAAUUGAAUGCAAGUCAAGCGUUCGACGACACAUGGAACACAGCAUCCGACUUGGAAAAUGAGCUGGAACAACAGAAACGUUCAAAGGGCAGCACUGGUGCUGGAUCAACUGGGAGCUCGGGCACCGGCUCUGGCUCUGGCCAGUGGUCAGCUUGGUCGGAGUGGUCAACAUGUUCGCGCACCUGCGAUGGCGGCAUCAUGCAGCAAAUGCGUCGCUGCAGUACACCGGGCAGCUGUCGCGGCGAGAGCGCCCGCUAUCGCAUCUGCAACAUGCAGCCAUGUCCGGAGCAGCAGGACUUCCGUGCGAACCAGUGUGCCGCCUAUAACGAUGUCCCCUACGAUGGCACCCUGUACAAGUGGACGCCGCACUACGAUUAUGUCGAACCGUGUGCUCUGACAUGCAGAGGACACCCGGCGCAUCUUAUGGAGGACAUCUCACCGGAAUCGGCAGCCGGCAAUGCCGAGGAGCACUACGAUGAGCAGAGCGUUAUUGUGCAGUUGUCGGCGCGGGUGCAGGAUGGUACACGCUGUCGCUCCGGCAGUUUGGAUAUGUGCAUACAGGGCAAAUGUCAGCGCGUUGGCUGCGAUUUGAAAAUAGGCUCAACGAAGAAAAUCGACGGCUGCGGCGUUUGCGGGGGCGAUGGCAACUCCUGUUCGCAACCGCUCUAUUACUGGGAGAUGGCACCGAUGUCGCAAUGCUCCGUCACCUGCGGCGGCGGUUACAAAAUGUCUCGUCCUGAAUGCAGAAAUCGUCUAACUGGCGCUGAAGUCGAUAGCGCGCUCUGCAACGCAGCUAAUCGCCCGGACUCAUCGGUGGUGCCAUGUAAUACACACAGCUGUCCGCCGCGUUGGAUAACCGACGACUGGAGCACUUGCAGUCGCCUCUGUGGGCACGGCUACCGUGAGCGAAUGGUUGUCUGCGCCGAGGAGGACAACGGCAUCAAAACGCGGGUUGCAGAUAUUAUGUGCCGCACUCCAAAGCCGCCAACACAGGAGACCUGCAUUAUCGAGGAGUGCCCGCACUGGGAAGUGGAGGACUGGACCGGUUGCUCCGUUUCGUGCGGACAGGGCAUUCAAAUGCGCGGCGUGGAGUGCAAAUCGACAGAUGGAAGCCUGAGUGCCAAAUGUGAUCCCCUCACCAAGCCGGGCAGCAUGCAGCAGUGUUCGACGGGCAUCCAUUGUGAUGGUGGUCCAAAUAAGGGCGGCGGCACCAUCAUUGUCGGCAGCAGUCGCUCUUUGAAUGAGCGCUCCGAGCGGCAUAUGGACAGCUCGGAUCUUGAUGAUGAUGACGACGAUGAGGAUGCGGAUGAAGAGGUUGAAGAUGUGGACGAUAUGGAAUCUGGGCAGGAUACGGAUGACGGCGAGGGCCUCUCCUAUGCCGAUCAACCUCUGCGCUAUGCGCAUCAUACACAAAGCCGAUUGCAUCACGAGACGCCUGAGGAGCCACGCACCAUGCGACUGAUGAGUGGCAGCUCAAGCAAGAAUCAUAAUAAUGCAAGGGCAGGUGCAAGUGGUGGGACGGAUGUACCGUCACUGGAUCCAAGUUACAUCAAGGACACCGAGUGGUCGCCCUGCAGCGUUACCUGCGGCGAGGGCAUACGUCGACGCGCUUAUAAAUGUAAAAUCUUUCUGGAAUAUUCACGCACAGUGGCCACGCUGAAUGAUAGUCUGUGCGAGGGCACCAAGCCGCAUGAUGAGGCAGAGCGUUGCGUCGAGGAGCCGUGCAUGUUACCGUCGCAUGGCUACGAUGAUCAGUUUCCGCGUGACUCAAUCAAGGUGGGCGUCUCAGAGCCAGGCAAGACGUAUGUAUGGCGCGAGCAGGGCUACACCUCGUGCAGCGCUUCGUGCUUGGGCGGGGUGGAGGAGUUAAUCAUCAACUGUGUGCGAGAGGAUAAUGGACGCGUGGUCUCGCCAUUCCUCUGCUCGCCAGAAACGAAACCGGAGGCGCGUGUACGCACAUGUAACGAUCGUCCCUGUCCGCCGCGCUGGAACUAUUCAGAUUACACGCCCUGCUCGAAGAGCUGUGGCAUUGGUAUCAAGACGCGUGAAGUGCAGUGCAUCCAUGAGGUUACACGUGGCGGCGAGAAUACCAUGGUAGUGCCCAAUAGCAUGUGCCCACAGCCACCGCCAGCAGAUCGACAAUAUUGCAACGUGCUGGACUGCCCGGUGCGCUGGGAGGUGGGUGAGUGGUCCAAGUGCUCGCACACCUGCGGCUACGGCAUCAAGGAUCGCAAAGUGGAAUGCAAGCAGAUUAUGGCACAGGAGCAUAAAAUUGAGCGCCCCGAAUCGAUGUGCCCCAGCGUCAAGCCGCCGGACAAGAAGCCUUGCAAUGUGAAGCCCUGCCCACCCGAGGAUCCCAAGCCUGUCAUACAAAUCAGCAACUCUACCCAUAUACAACACGACCCGAAGAAGACGAAGAUUACACUGAAAGUUGGCGGUGCUGGUGUCGUCUUUUUUGGCACCCAGGUCAAGAUCAAGUGUCCUGUGAAACGCUACAAUCGCACCAAGAUCAAGUGGAGCAAGGAUCACAAGCCGUUGGCUCGUUCGCGUAAAUUUAAGGUAUCCAAAAAGGGCGCAUUGCGCAUUCUGGAUAUCACGUUCCGUGAUGCGGGCGUCUAUUCCUGUCAUGCAGGGCUCAGCUCCGCAGAGAUUAACAUCGAGGUAAAGGCUAAGCCCGGACAGCAGGCCGAAGAACUGGAACGCCAGGAAGCAGAUCGUUUAGUGCGUGAGCGCAGCGGCACGGAGGCGCUUACCUCAGCGGACAUGACGUCGACCCCGAACGGUGCCACAGCCGGUGGGGCAACAGCGGGCGGCACUGAUGGCGGCGCUAAUGGCUCUCAGCAGCAGCAAUCCACACGUCGCAGACAGAAUCAGUCGGAAAGGAUGCAGAAUGGACGUGAACGCAAUCGUCGCCCCAAAUCCGAUGGAGUGCAGCAUGCGGACAGCAGCAUUAUGGAGGAUGAGCAUUCGCAAUUAGUGCAAUCCCAGGACCGAAUUCCACAACCAGCGAGCGCCAGCAGCGGCAGCAGCCGCACCAAAACCCUUCUGGCCAUGCCCUAUUUCCAGGCGUUGCUGAGCAACCUGCAGCUGCUUUGGCCGCUGCAGCGCUUUAAGGACUCGCGCGGACAGCACUUACUGCAGCGUGAGGCUCUCAAUUAUGGCCUCGAUUUGGAGCCCCAACGCUACGAACAGGAUGAGCCGGCGCGUGUGCUGCCAAAGACCAAAGAGCUGCACACCGAAGCAGGCCGUAUUCUCGCCGUGCCCAGCCAGAAUGGACAGCAGCAACUGCAUCGACAGCCAGCAGAGGAUGUGCCGCCGCAUAUGCCACACGCGCGCUGGGAAACGGCCACGACAAUGACACUGGCCAGCAGCACGGCAACCAAUCAAGCGAGCAGCGAGGCAGGCGUGCCAGGCGUGGCCAGCGGUCACUUUGUCUACACCUGGCAGCUGGGCGAGUGGUCCAAGUGUUCGCAGGAAUGUGGAGCGGCAGGCAGCGGUUUGCAGCGUCGCACGCUGAGCUGCCGGCGUGUGGUAGCAGAGAAGAAGACAACGACAACGACGACGACGACGACGACGAGGACAACGAUGUCGAUGUCAAAUGGCACCGAUGGCGGCGGCGACAUCGUGGAGAAUGCGCAAUGCCGAGCCCAAGGGCUGGACAUGCCCGACACGUUCCAGAGCUGCGGCAACGAGCCGUGUCCACACUGGACCAAGGGCGACUGGACGCUCUGCCAGCAGUCCCGCUGCCACAGACGCAACACGGCCGUGCAACGACGGGAGGUGAGCUGCCGCUACGAGAACGGCAGCGCAGGCAUUGCCUGCGAUGAGUACGAGAGGCCGACGGCGCGCCAGGAAUGCUACAACGAACGCUGCAAGGGCGUCUGGCGCGUGGAGCCCUGGUCCGAGUGCAAUGCGCCCUGCGGUCGCCAGGGCAUCAAAUUCCGCAUUCUGCAGUGCGUCUGGUAUGGCAGCCGUCGACCCGCUGGCAACGUUUGCAAGCAUCAGCCACGCCCAGCGGUUAUGAAGGUGUGCAAGAGUCCUCCAUGUCAAUCCAAAAUGAUCACAUCGACUGGUUGUCGCGAUGCCUCUCGCUAUUGCCGCAACGCCAGGGCCAUGGGUCUGUGUCGACUGCAUCGCUAUAAGGAGAAAUGCUGCGGUUCCUGUCAGCCCAAUCUGGAGGAACUUCAAUAGAUGUGCUGCGACUACCAAAUAGAAGAAAUAAAUGUCGAAGAAAUCAGCAAGCAAUUACUAUAAGUACAGUUAGGGUAAUCCUAUAUAGCAUGGUAUAGAAACUCGAACCCAUAACUGAAAUUUUGAAUUCGAAUAUGACUAACAAGGACGAGUGCAAUUUAGUUGAUAGUUAAAUAUGAUUGGGAAAAUUGUAAUGAGAGUAAUGCAGAUCAAUUUGAGGAUAAAGCAAAUAUCGUUUCAAUUUUUGUCUACAUAAAUAAGCAACAGGUACAGAUACAGAUACAGAUAAAGAUAAAGAUGCAGAUGCAGAUAUGCAUUUAAAUGUGUGCAGAACAGGAGCAAAUAUUUACAACUAUUCGUAAACUAAGCGCAAAUUAUGUUUAGAUAUGCCCAAAAGCAAUCCAUGCUGGCAAAUAAAUUGCCAAGAUUUAUUAUAUAUCGAUUAUAUAAUAUGCUUAUAUGUGGGAUAUAUAAAUAUAAAAUUUAUAAUCGUCUGAUUUGGCAGCGAGUAGUUUGUCCCAAAGGCGGCUUUGCUUUAAGCAAUUCCAACAUUAAAUACUAAAAGUAUUUGAUAAAUAUUGCAAGUAAUACAGAAAUCAUUCGGAUCCAACCGCUAAAGCGUUGGCUACCAUUUUUGACUAUGCUUCAAGGUGUGCAUUAGGCCAACUUAAAAAAGGUUAAGGGCCAUAUAGGGCGGCGCUACUAGGAACCGUGGAAAGUUAAGCAUAAAUCACAGUACACUUUAAUAGAUAAAUCGCAAUCGAUAUAAGGUUGAGUAUCCAUAAUGUUAGUGAGCUAAAAAGAAAACCAAUUUCAUGAAAAAUGACAUUUCUUUCCACUUAAAGAAAGGAAUUAGUCAAACAUUUCAGUUUAAGCAAAUGCCUACAUUAACUGUAAACAUAAAACAAAACUAACCCAGCAAAAUAUUGGAAAAACAAGAAACAACAAACUGCACUGUUACCUAAUGUGGACAAACAUAUUAUACAAAUACAUAUACAAACUAGAUACAUCAUGUAAAUAUUCUAGCAAAUACUAAAAGUUAAGAUACAGCUGAUUAUGUUUUGAGAUCAAUUCGGAUUAUAAAAACUAUGUUAAUUGAUGUAUGGUAAA
Drosophila virilis is the source of this 5748-nucleotide messenger RNA. It is a transcript of the gene nolo, whose product is annotated as no long nerve cord. Gene Ontology annotation, molecular function: metalloendopeptidase activity. Gene Ontology annotation, biological process: proteolysis; extracellular matrix organization. Gene Ontology annotation, cellular component: extracellular matrix. The record is from RefSeq and is a predicted model, not a curated record. Lineage: Eukaryota; Metazoa; Arthropoda; Insecta; Diptera; Drosophilidae.